Molecule: messenger RNA, 444 nt
Organism: Rotaria sordida
Lineage: Eukaryota; Metazoa; Rotifera; Eurotatoria; Philodinida; Philodinidae
Source: the annotation of a GenBank genome assembly
AUGGCUAAAAAAAAUUCUUCAAAACAAUCAAGUAAAUCACUUAAGAAGAAUAAGAAUCGUGUAGGAAAACAAGCUGAUGCUUAUCGUAUAUUUUUUACUGAACAACAAGCAAAUCGAACUGAUAUAAAUUCAAUGUCAACUAAAGAACAAAUGAAACUUUUAAGAGCUGAAUGGCGAAAAUUAUCUGCACAACAAAAACAAACCUAUAAAAUUAAAGCUACUGAUGAAAACAAUCAUCAAAUACUUGAUAAAAAAAAUUUAACUUCUGAUCGAAUUCAAUCAAGUACAAAAACUAAAAGUGAUAAUAAACAUUAUUCUCAUGGAAAAAAUUCAUCACAAAAGAAACCAAAACGAAUGAAUAAAAAAACAGCUACUCGAAAAAUGACUAAUCAUGAACAACAUAAUCAAAUUGAUACACAUGAAAGUGUUGAAAAUUGCUCAUGA